Molecule: messenger RNA, 878 nt
Organism: Paramecium tetraurelia
Lineage: Eukaryota; Ciliophora; Oligohymenophorea; Peniculida; Parameciidae
Exons: 3
Source: RefSeq, a predicted model, not a curated record
AAAUAGAUUUUUUUACCAUAAACAUGAUACAUAAUAUGACGAAAUAUUCCCUCUAAUUAAAAGAGCGUGAAUUUGUUUUUGAAUUUUUAAAUGAUCCUGUACAUUAGAGAUAGUUAGACAUUUAACUUAAUUCCUUCAAUAAAUGUAGUUGUCUUGAUUUAAUCUUAAUACUUCCUACCUAUUUCUUAGACCAUCAUUGCAUAGGUUGAAUUUUGUGAUGAUUUAGAACUUAAUUUAAGUAGUAAAAACAUUGUAACAUAAUUUAUAUUCCAAUAUGUAAACCUCCAAUUAAGAAACUCUACCAUCCAAGUUAUUGCAUGCUUAAUCAAAUGUUUUAAAGUAAAUUGACCUGGAUUGCUUCUGCCUUUAAUAUAUAGAAAUUUUUCUCAAACUAUACUUCGAAUUAUUUGGAUAAUCCCUAAUAUAUACUAAAGUUAAUAAAUUGUGAAUGCCACCCAAUCAAGGUCUAUAUUAAAUCAUUAAUUACAAAUAACCUAUUUCCAAAUAUCUUUGUUAAUUUUGAGAGAGUUAAAUUUAUAUCGAUAAUAUAAUUGAAAAAGACUUAUGUUUAAGUUCUAAGCGUUAGUGAAAUUAAAAAAUAUAAAAUUUUGUAUUUUCUGAGAAGGCGGGAAUAUGAUUUUUUGAUUAUUACUUGCAUGGAUUAAAAUCAAUGCAUAUCAAUUAAUCAAGGGAUUACUAGUGAAAUUGUAAUAAUUUAUAAUUAGAAAAGUUCAAUGGAAUUUUAAUUCAACUAUUUUUUAAUUGAUUGAAGUUGAAAAAACAAUGAAUCUGAAAAAUAAUUUUUAAGGAGGAUUUGCAAUUAAUUAAUUUGAUACAUUAAGUUUAUAUAAAUAAGGCAUGACUUAAUUGAUUUAUUA